AUGGCGCUGCGUCGCAUUGUGUUCGCUUCGGCAUGUGCUGCCGCCUCAGCUCGCUUUGCUUCCUGGGAAAGCCAUGGAGAGCUGAUGGACGAGGAGGCCUUGAAACAAAAGGCCGUGACCCAGGAGUUGAUCGAUGCGGUGAACUCCGCAGAAGGCAAGACAUGGGUGGCAGGUGAAAAUGUGCGCUUCGCUGGUGCAACGUUGCACGAUGCGAAGAUUUUGAUGGGCACCUUGCAGGAUGUGGAGAAUAUCACUGUGCUGCCAUACAAGGCGGUGGAGAAAGUGGUGGACCUUCCAGAGCAGUUCGACUGGCGCACAGACGCUCGUGCCACGAACUGUGCAAGCCUGAAGGAGAUCCGUGACCAGGCUAUGACAGACCGCAUUUGCAUUGCCAGCAAGGGCCAGAAGAAGAUUCAUCUUUCUGCGGAGGAUGUUACUUCAUGUGACACAUUGGGAGAUAUGGGCUGCAACGGAGGAAUCCCUUCCACGGUCUACACUUAUUACAAGAGUUUCGGGAUUGUGGAUGGUGGCAACUACGGUGACAAGUCCAUGUGCUACUCUUAUCAGCUGAAGCAACCCCCCAAGUGUGCCCGCAAGUGUGUGGACAACGGUGCCUCGUGGCGUGGCAGCAAGCACUACGGCACUGGUGGCUACAGUGUUUGCCAGCAAGGGGACAGCAAGUGCGCUGAUGCUAUGAUGCAGGAGAUCUAUCAGAAUGGCCCUAUCACUGGAAUGUUCUUUGUGCAUCAAAGCUUCCUUUCCUACAAGUCAGGUGUCUACAAGGCUGGUUUCUUCUUCAAGGACCCAAUGCUCGGUGGGCAUGCCAUCAAGAUCAUGGGCUGGGGAACUGAGAAUGGAACUCCUUAUUGGCUC
Messenger RNA from Durusdinium trenchii, 873 nucleotides. NCBI's taxonomy places the organism in Eukaryota, Dinophyceae, Suessiales, Symbiodiniaceae. The record is from the annotation of a GenBank genome assembly.